AUGCGGAUUGCGGAGCAAGAACAUUCGGCAAUCUUCUUUCCCAGUCCCCCCACCCCACCAAUUCAGAACUUCCAGAAAUGCUACCUUUUAACUUUGAAGGACGGAGGAGAGAUGCCUCAACUUCACUCCAGAGUAGCCUCCAUUCUCCACCGCCCUCGCACCCACCACCACCACCUCCUCCGCCUGGUUCCCAUUUUCAACGCCUCCAAAACCACCGCUUUUUUACCUCAGAGAAUCGCCAGAGUCACCAUGUCUUCCACCUCAACGCCGUAUCAAGAUUCAAUUUACCAGAAAGAAGAGAAAGACGAAGAAUCUAUUGCGCAAGCCUUGAAAUACCAUAAUCAGACGAAGCAUAACUUCACCAAUUAUGCCCGCGGCCCUCGUGGGCUUGACUGGGCUAAUCAGCCCAACCCUUUUCGCCGUUACGUCUCUGCUCCACUGCUUCAACUCCUACAUCCGAAUUCGGAAAAUUUUGAUGUUCCUCCUCUCUAUCAUGAGGUUUUCAAUUCUUUACCCUCUCCGAAGCCCAUUUCUAAGUCCACAAUAUCUCAACUGUUUUAUUAUUCCUUAGCUUUAUCGGCUUGGAAAAGUACUGGGUUCUCCACUUGGUCCCUUCGAGUUAACCCCAGCAGCGGGAAUCUUCAUCCCACUGAGGCUUAUAUCGUUGCUCCGCCGAUUGAUUCUCUUAUUGAUCAUCCGUUUGUUGGUCAUUAUGCUCCAAAGGAGCAUGGUUUGGAAAUCAGAGCUCAAAUUCCUUCUGGGUUUUUUGGGGAAGUUUUGCCUAGAAACUCUUUUCUUAUUGGACUUUCGUCUAUAUUUUGGAGGGAAGCUUGGAAAUAUGGUGAGAGGGCAUUUAGGUAUUGCAACCAUGACGUGGGGCACGCCAUUGGUGCAGUUUCAAUGGCUGCCGCAGGGCUUGGGUGGGAGGUUAAAAUUUUAGAUGGGCUAGGAUAUGGUGAACUUGAGAAACUAAUGGGACUCCAUGUCUUUCCAGAAUUUAGGAUUCCCUCAAGGCCAGUUAAAGGGGAAAUGCCUGAAAUUGAAUUUGAGCAUCCCGAUUGUGUGCUUCUGGUUUAUCCUAGUGGAAUGGUUGAUUUUGAAGUGGAUUAUAAGGAGCUAAGUUCAGCUAUAUCUGAGUUUCUUAAGUUGGAGUGGAAAGGGAAGCCUAAUUUGCUCAGUAAAGAACAUGUAUGUUGGGACAUUAUCUACAGGACUGCUGAGGCUGCUAUAAAGCCUUUGAAAAUGCUAAAGGAAUCAAUCGCCCAUCCAUAUCAGAGCAGUGAGUUAAUUAACGAGAACUCUUACAAAGGUUUAACUUUAUGGGAAGUGGUUAGGAAGCGUAGGAGUGCAGUAGAUAUGGAUGGUACUACCACAAUGGCUAGAGAGACUUUCUUUCAGAUUUUAUUGCAUUGUAUGCCUACAGCUGUAAAGAGAGGAGGGAAACAAAGUAAACAAGUUACAUUGCCAUUUAGGGCGCUCUCAUGGGAUGCUGAAGUGCACGCUGUUCUAUUUGUUCAUAGAGUCCUGGGGUUGCCUAAAGGGUUGUACUUUUUGGCAAGAAAUGAAGAGCAUUUGGACGAGUUGAGGAAAUCUACCAGGCCUGAAUUUACAUGGGUUAAACCAGAUGGUUGUCCCAAUGACCUUCCUCUGUAUGAGCUGGCAAAGGGUGAUUUUAAGGAGCUGUCAAAAAGGCUCUCAUGUCAUCAGGAUAUUGCUGGUGAUGGCUGCUUCAGCUUAGGUAUGGUGGCUCAUUUUCAGCCCACGCUGAAUGACAAGGGUGCAUGGAUGUAUCCUCGGUUGUUCUGGGAGACUGGAGUACUUGGUCAGGUCCUCUACCUUGAAGCACAUGCAGUUGGGAUUUCUGCUACUGGAAUUGGAUGCUUCUUUGAUGACCCUGUUCAUGAAGUUCUGGGAUUGAGAGGAACAAAGUUUCAAAGCCUGUAUCAUUUUACCGUUGGAGGCCCUGUUAUUGACAAGCGUAUCAUGAGCUUACCAGCAUAUCCUGGGCCUAGCAUUGAUGCAUAA
Oldenlandia corymbosa var. corymbosa is the source of this 2025-nucleotide messenger RNA. Lineage: Eukaryota; Viridiplantae; Streptophyta; Magnoliopsida; Gentianales; Rubiaceae. The record is from the annotation of a GenBank genome assembly.